Molecule: messenger RNA, 1083 nt
Organism: Eufriesea mexicana
Lineage: Eukaryota; Metazoa; Arthropoda; Insecta; Hymenoptera; Apidae
Product: ribonuclease P protein subunit p40
Exons: 6
Coding region: 1-1083 (360 amino acids)
Biological process (GO): tRNA 5'-leader removal; endonucleolytic cleavage in ITS1 to separate SSU-rRNA from 5.8S rRNA and LSU-rRNA from tricistronic rRNA transcript (SSU-rRNA, 5.8S rRNA, LSU-rRNA)
Cellular component (GO): ribonuclease MRP complex; multimeric ribonuclease P complex
Molecular function (GO): ribonuclease P activity; ribonuclease MRP activity
Source: RefSeq, a predicted model, not a curated record
AUGCUUAGUCCAGAAGUAUGGAAUUUCAAAUCACCUCAACAUCAUUUUUCUACUGAAAAAAGAAAUUACAGGAAUACUAAUGUACCGAACAUAGUUGAGUCACAUUAUUUUAACCAUUCUGUAUCCUUGGUACUUCCUGAUACAGUUAGAAUUCCGGAUGAAUUGCGAGCUUGUAUUUCCGAAGAUAGUGAUUAUUAUCGAAUUAAUAGACUAAAUAUAUUUGAAUUAUUAAACAAAGAAUUCAUUGAAGCAUUUAUCAAAAAAGGAGAGUUGACGCUUUUAACAAUUAGAAAUAAAAUAGAUUUAGACAGUACAGUUGCCAUUACUCCAUCUGGGCAUUUGGUAUUAUCUUUGUUAAUAGAGGACUUUCAAAAACUUGGUUUAGAAGGCAAAGUUUCCUUCUUUGAUCGUAAAGUACAUACACGUUAUGUCUCGACUAUUGAUUUAAAAUCCGAAAGUUUUACACCUGGCAAGAAGAAUUAUGAACAUAUUCAAACAUCAUUGAAGGAGCGUUUUAAUAAAAGAUUUGAUGUAAUUGUGUCAUGGAACCCACCAGAUGAAAAUUUGUGUCCUUCAUCUGUGGCAGCAUGGUUUCAUGAACACAAGUAUAAUGUAUUUCUUUGUCAACAAACUUUUUUACAACGAACUGAAUAUUCUUUACCAAUACCAAUAAUUUCAAAUGAAUUCGAUAACGAUAAAUUUUUUGAAUGGCUUGGAGUUCUUAGUAUCUGUGGUGACUUGAAAAAUGAUCAAAAAAAUGAUUAUGUAAAUACAUAUAAAUGUCCAUCCCCAAGUAUAAAUGUUGGUCAAGUACAGUACUUACAAUGGACUGGUUUUUUCACGAGGAAACAAAUAAAAAAUAUAUACAAUGUCAUGAAGGAAUAUGUAUCAAUGAAAGAUACUUUACCUUGGGGUGCUUUACAUGUGCAAGGAUUUUUAGAUAGUCCUGUUAGUUGGGAUUUAAAGGAACAUACAUUUUAUACAGAUGGCGAUAAUAGUUAUACUAUUGUAUUUAGACCAGCUGCUCAUUCUAUUAUACGAAAAAGUCUAAGUUCAAACAACAAACCAAGAAUUUUUCAGUAA